Vairimorpha ceranae is the source of this 486-nucleotide messenger RNA. Its product is annotated as zinc finger protein. The transcript has a single exon. The record is from RefSeq and is a predicted model, not a curated record. Bases 1 to 486 code for a protein of 161 amino acids. Gene Ontology annotation, cellular component: nucleus. Lineage: Eukaryota; Fungi; Microsporidia; Nosematidae.
AUGACUUAUCAUCGUAUAAAGAAGCUUUUCGAUGAAUAUUUAGAAAAGAACUACCCAGAAAUAGACUUUUAUAACAGCAAAGAAUCUGAAAAUUGUAUUGAAUUUUAUAGAAAUGACGAUAAAUCUUAUGUUCCUUUUAGAAAUCUAUAUUUUAGAAAACGAAUAAUGGAUUUGGAUAAAAAACAGUUUUUAACUAGAAACCCUUACAAUCACAAUUGGAAAGAAGAGAAUUUAGACAAGUAUUUUUAUAAAGAUUGUAAAAAGACAGAUAUGUCUGAUAAAAGAAUUUAUAAAUGUACUUUAGACAAUUGUAACAGACAAUAUACAUCUGCCUUUGGAUUGAAAUAUCAUAUGAAGGAGGGACAUUCGAAAGAGAAGUUGAAUGUUCAUAAACCUUAUGUAUGCAAUAUUCAAGGAUGUGGUAGAAAAUAUAAAAAUAAUAAUGGAUUAAAAUACCAUUUAAAAACCUUCCAUAAUAUUUCAUAG